CACUUGGCACACCUGCCAAAACAGAAGUUUGCAUGCUGAGGUGAGCUGGUGGGAGCUGUGGAUGGGAUUUAGUCACAGCAAGCAUCCCUCACCCAGAGGGAAGACGGGAUACAAUGUUCUAGAGUGAGCCUACUCUAAUCGAGCUACCAAUUUGGCUCAAGGAGCCUUGUUCCACUGAAGGAUUUAUGUAGCUCCUCUGCUCCAAAUAUAAAGGGAUGAAAUGAUGAGGUUUCACCAUCACUCCUAAGGGACCUCACAAGUCCCUCAAUACAGAAGAAGCGAGAGCCGCAGUUGGGUAGCAUUUGUUCAACUCCGCAACAAGAGAAGGCGUAACUUCUUGGAAAAAUUCCACAGAAAGGAAAUGAAUAAUCAAUAUAUGCGAAGGGAAGUCUUCUGCUGUGAAACCUGUCAUGAUCUUAAAAGCUUCUGGGAAAAAGAAAUUGGCAAGCAAACUUGCUAUCGGGAAUUGGAAGAAGAUCGUCAGGGAAAAAGUGCCCUGUCAAAGCUCAGAGAUGAAUGGAAGCAGAUGUUGGAAAAAAGGUUAAAGAUGCUGGACAAUCCUGAUGAGAAUGAAAAGCCCACCAAUGCCAACUGAAAACUCCUUACAUUUGAGAGAAUAAUGAACUGAAGUCAUUUAUCUUUGAGAAUUCAGUGCAAAUGCUUGAAUUGCUUUGAUUAACUAAAUGGAAUGAGUACUGUUUGUUUUCCCAUUUGUGAGGGGAUUAGAAUAUGAAACCUCUUCUAGUGUUAAUGGAAGCUAUUAACCAAUCCAAUAUUCUGUGUAUACAUAACCUCAAAUAUAUCAAAGAGCUCCAGAUUUAACUAAUAUAGGCAGUGUUCUGGAUUAGCACUAUAUAAAAGUUUCAAACAUCUGGGCACAAGAAUUCAUUUCCAUGUAAUUAUCCCCUCAUUUUAAAAUUGAAAUCCUUUACAUUUCAAGAACACCUAAGUGCCAGUCUUAAUGGUAAUGUCCCUAACAAUAGAUGAUAAUUCUAUUUUUUCCUUUCUCCUAGACAAUUAGAUUUUUGAGAUUAUCUU
Messenger RNA from Sarcophilus harrisii (Tasmanian devil), 1038 nucleotides. RefSeq names its product family with sequence similarity 240 member A (gene FAM240A). The record is from RefSeq and is a predicted model, not a curated record. The coding region runs from base 362 to 595 and encodes 77 amino acids. The transcript has 3 exons. Lineage: Eukaryota; Metazoa; Chordata; Mammalia; Dasyuromorphia; Dasyuridae.